UCGAAUGAAUGAAAAACUCCACCUCCAACUGUUAAAAUGGCGAAAGUUGUAUAUUCGUCGCGUCGCCGGCGCAUUUGUACAUAUAAAUUUGAUUAUUCGACCAUAUAGAUGGAAAAACGUUUCAGGUUUAUUCUCUCUACCAAAUUAUUCAACCUGUGUUUAAUACAUCGUCAAAGUAGACUAAAUAAUGUCGGAAACAUCGGGUUCAGAUCAAUUAGACAAUGAUCAGUCUCGCGCGCAAACAAAAAACGAAGAAAACAACAACGACGCGCAAAAAAGCAACAUUGAGGAGUCUUUGGAAACUUCACAAACCACAUUAGACAAGAAAAAAGAGGCGUCAGACUCCAACGUUAAUGCUAACACCUCUGAAAACAGCAAACCAGAUUUAGCUUCUCCUAAUGGGGAAGGAGAACAGCCAAAACCAAAGACAGAGACUGAUUUAUCAAACUCUGCUAGUCUGCGGCCUGUAACAGUUAUGAGCUCACCCUUAUCUGAAGCUGCUCCAAAGGUCAUAGCAGGCCCUGCACAGAUCAGAUCCACCACACCAGUGGUUAUAGGGGCCAGGGUGGUGACGUCUAAUGUUCAGGGACCAGGGGCCACCAGUUUGGCACUGGCUCCUCAGCCUGGAAGGGUCUCUGUUAGCUCCGUGGCCAUAAGCCAGCCCAGGGUCACCACACUGACCACAGCCAAAGGGGCAGUCGUGACAUUGCCAAGGAUUUCCAACCCAUCACAAAGUGUACCAAUGACACGCACCCCUCAGACUGUGCCACUGCAGCUGCCUGCCAACUUCCAGGUCCCACAAGGAAUGGUGUUAAUCCGCAGUGACAGCGGGCAGUUGAUGUUGGUAUCUCAGCAGGCUCUGGCCCAGGCUCAGGGAAUGCUGCCAAAACCAGCAAGUGCCAAUGCCUCUGCUAUAGUUAGACCCCCAUCCUCACAGGCAACUGUAACCACUACACCAAUCAUCAGAGUUUCUUUCCCACCUUCCAGUGCAUCAGCUACUACCAAUAUUAAACUUAACCCCACUACAGGGACUGCCGUUCAGAAACCACCCACCGCUACAGGGACUGCUAUUUUCACGCCAUCAUGUACAACAGGAGCUACCAUCAUUAAACCAGCCGGUGUUAUAGGGACAGCCAUCAGAAAGCCCAGCUCUACCAUGGGGCCUGUUAUCAAAGCCAGUCAAAUGACUCCAAACAGCAGCACACCGGGGACCUUUAACCAGAGGACUAAUUCUGUCACUGCAACUACCAUAAUUAAUACCUCUGCUGUAAAGUCUGUGGGCAAAGGUGCUCUCUCCACCCAGGGUAAUGCCCCACGUAUGGUGUCUCCUAAUGUACCAGCCAGAUCCAGCACAAACACAUCAUCAACCCCAGUCACUGUUACAGCUGAGACCUUGGAGAAUGUGAAGAAGUGUAAAAACUUUCUGGUCACUCUUAUGAAGCUAGCAUCGAGCGGCACUCGCUCUGCCAACAUGGCUCAGAACGUCAAAGCUCUUGUCAAAGGCCUGCUGGAUGGGAAACUAGAGGCAGAGGAGUUUACUGAAAAACUCUAUAUGGAGCUCAAAUCAUCCCCUCAGCCAUAUCUAGUGCCUUUCCUGAAGAGGAGCCUGCCAGCUGUCCGUCAGCUCACCCCAAACUCGCAGCUCUUCAUUCAGCAGUGCGACCAGCUCAAGCCCUCAGAUUCAGCACCAACCAAGGCCGCAAACCAGAAGUCCACUGUGUCUGUCAGCUCCUCCCUCAAGCCCAACCAGCCAACCAGAAUGGCUCAGCUGGUGAUCCAGCAACCUAAAGGAGUAAUCGUCAAACAGUCUUUGACAUCAGCUCAGAUGGGCUUACCUGCACAGAACCAAACUCAACCCAAACAGAUGCUCAUUCAAACCAAUGCUCACCCAGCAGGUGCUGUUGUGCGGCAGUCCAUCCUUCAGGCAUCUAGAACACACUUUUCCCAGCCACCCCUUCCAGCUCAGGCACACGGCUUCAAGGACAGCACCUCGGGCUCUUUCCGAGAUGAUGAUGACAUUAAUGAUGUGGCCUCCAUGGCCGGCGUGAACCUGAUAGGUGGAUCUUUGAGUAUCACAGAGGUCUGUCCUGAUGUUCUUGAACUGCUCUCUCUGGCGACACAAGAGAGGCUUCGGGACCUGCUGGAGAAGAUAACCAUUGUGGCACAACAUCGACAGAUUUCUUAUAAGGAUGAUUGGCGCUACAGUCAGACCAAUGACACGCGCUCUCAGCUGAAGUUCCUGGAGCAACUGGAAAGACUGGAGAAACAAAGGAGGGAGGAAGAGGAGCGAGAAGCCCUGCUCCGCAUUGCCCGGAGUCGCACAAACAGUGAAGACCCAGAGCAACAGCGUCUGAAACAGCGAGCCAAAGAGAUGCAGCAGUUGGAGUUGGCACAGAUGGAGCACAGAGAUGCAAAUUUGGCAGCGCUGGCAGCCCUGGGGCCACGUAAGAGGAAAUCUCUGGAGGUUCCUGGCUCAGGGGCCAACCAGUUGUUAGGUUCAUGUGGGCAGUUUGCAACUCGAGCACCGAUUCGAGUCACUUUGAGAGAUCUGACCUUCUGCAUGGAGCAAGACCCCACAUUCAGACAUACUCUCAUGCUGUAUAGAGCAUUUCUAGGCUAGAUAACCACACAAACGCACAACUUCUGAGGUAUGUGCUGUGUUUGGGAAAAGUUCUUUAGAUUACAUACUUUACCAUUGUUCAAAAUGAAACUGUUUUUGUUAUAUUUCUGUGUUCCUAUCCUUCUUUUGAUGACUGAAUUAACUGUUUAUAUAUCUUGACUAGUAAGUAAGCACAAAGGAAUAAAUUAAACACUAUUAGCAGCA
Messenger RNA from Sinocyclocheilus rhinocerous, 2824 nucleotides. It is a transcript of the gene taf4b, whose product is annotated as TAF4B RNA polymerase II, TATA box binding protein (TBP)-associated factor. Gene Ontology annotation, molecular function: RNA polymerase II general transcription initiation factor activity; DNA binding; protein heterodimerization activity. Gene Ontology annotation, cellular component: transcription factor TFIID complex. The transcript has 15 exons. NCBI's taxonomy places the organism in Eukaryota, Metazoa, Chordata, Actinopteri, Cypriniformes, Cyprinidae. Bases 188 to 2620 code for a protein of 810 amino acids. Gene Ontology annotation, biological process: DNA-templated transcription; transcription initiation at RNA polymerase II promoter. The record is from RefSeq and is a predicted model, not a curated record.